This is a messenger RNA of Nymphaea colorata (pocket water lily), 1288 nucleotides long. RefSeq lists its product as uncharacterized. The record is from RefSeq and is a predicted model, not a curated record. Lineage: Eukaryota; Viridiplantae; Streptophyta; Magnoliopsida; Nymphaeales; Nymphaeaceae. The coding region runs from base 162 to 1130 and encodes 322 amino acids. The transcript has a single exon.
ACUAUGACCAGUCACAUGGUCCAUCUCUUAUAGGCCUCAUAUGUAACUCAGUUUUAGGAUGAGAGUCCCAUCCAACUGCUAGCUCCUCCUCCUCCUUCCUCAAAGCCUUUUUUGGCCACAGAGGAAGACAGAGUUGCAGUUGCAGAGGAGAAGCAUCAUCCAUGGACAGGGAACCGGAGCAGCUCCGAUUCCUAGGCUUCUUCGGCAUCUACAAAGAAGCCCUCAAGAUCAUCCACUCGCGCAGACGGCUCUUCGGCCUCGUCUCCCUCACCCUCAUCCUUCCCCUCUCCGUCAUCUUCCUCGCAAACUAUGAGAUCUCAGCAGCCAUAUUUGCGAAAAUCAAUCAGACUGAGGCGACUCCAAACACGGCCCACGACAAACUUAGAGGGGAGUGGGCUCAAUUUUGGCUGUUCAAGUUGGGAUACCUAAUCAUCGUAGUAAUCUUCUCUCUCCUAUCGACCUCAGCCGUCGUGUACAUGGUCGCCUGCGUCUACGCAGGCAAGGACAUGACGUACAGAAAGAUCAUGGCGGUCGUCCCGAGAGUCUGGAAGCGAUUGAUGGUAACCUUCUUCUGGUUGUUCAUCAUCGGUGUCGGAUACAAUCUGACAUCGCUAUUGGUGAUCGCGAUGAUCAUAGUUUUUCUUAAAGGUGUUGCGGAACUUGUACUAGUCAUUGUGCUAACAGUGCUGUAUCUUGUUGGGCUGGUAUAUUUGUGUGUGGUUUGGCAAUUGGCCGGCGUGAUUUCUGUUCUGGAGGAGAAGUGCGGGUGGGCGGCCAUGGCGAAAGGCAAGGAACUGAUCAAGGGGAAGUUAUUCGUAGCGAGUGCGAUAUUCGUCGUGCUUUCCCUGAUAGAUGCCGGAAUCCAUGUCGGAUUUGUUGCAUUGGUUGUUCAACCCUACUGGGCCGAGGUCGGGCCGAGGGUGGGGUGUGGGUUCAUGUUUCUCUUCCUCCUUUGUGGGAUCAUAUUGCUGGGGCUGGUGACUCAGAGCAUCAUCUACUUUGUGUGCAAGUCCUACCACCAUGAGAGCAUUGACAAGUCAGGGUUGUCUGAUCACCUAGAGCUCUAUGGGAAGUAUGUGCGCUUGAGCAGGCAAACAGCGCAGACGGAUGAUCAACAGUCCCAUGUUUGAACCUUCUGUGAUAUUUUUUUUGCCUUGAGAUAUUGUGAGUUUGAGUUACUUGUGAGAUAUUGUGAGUUUGAGUUACUUGUACACAAUUACAUGGUGUAAUAUUGUCAUGAACAAUUGAAUUAUUUACAAGGAUAGAAGGUUUCUUUUCCGUGCUAAAA